Messenger RNA from Entamoeba invadens IP1, 573 nucleotides. RefSeq lists its product as hypothetical. Gene Ontology annotation, molecular function: GTP binding; GTPase activity. Lineage: Eukaryota; Evosea; Mastigamoebida; Endamoebidae. The transcript is spliced from 2 exons. The coding region runs from base 1 to 573 and encodes 190 amino acids. The record is from RefSeq and is a predicted model, not a curated record.
AUGAGUGAACAAACUUUGUCCUUUAAGGUCUGUAUCAUUGGGAACGAAAAGGUCGGGAAAACGAGUCUAGUCAAGCGUCUGUUGUUUGACACAUACAGUGAACCUGUUGAAGCAUUUGAAGACAUUGCUGUCAGUAAAAAAGUGACAUAUAUGGGGAAGGAAGUGACAUUAAUCUUUUACGAUCCUUUAGACAAUGGGAUGUCCACGACUGCGUCGUUUUAUAAUGAAGCGCACCUCUUGGUCGCCGUCUUUUCUCUGAACACAAAAGACUCCCUUGAGAACUGCAAAUAUUGGUUGUCGUACGGUGAGCGCUACAUCACACGAAAGUACUUGAAAGUGCUUGUCGGGCUUGAAGCUGAUUGUACCGAUCGAUUGUAUAAGAAGGAAGACGGAGAAGCACAAGGCAACGCAAUGAUGUGCAAAUACUUUGAAGUGUCUGCAAAGACUGGAGAUGGGGCUAAAGAGUUCAUGGAUGGCAUUCUUAACAUGCUCUUUGUCGAAAAUCACCUCAUCGGCACACAAAGCGAAAAACCCAAAAAGGAUGGGAAAAAGGGAAAGUGCUUGUUACUCUAA